UUUCCCAUGAUGCCGUGCGGUAGUGGUAGUCAGUCACACGGUGGCGACUUUCAAACCCACGGUCAAAUUUUCGCCUUUACCCAAGGCAAAUAAAACUAAUAAGAAAAUUGCAAACGUUUCAACGUCAAGGAAACAGAAUAAUGAAGGACCUACCUACAUCCACACAAAACCUUGAGGAAGCGGAUGUGACGAUAGCGCCAACAUUACUGAAUGUUCCCGACGGUUCAAAUUCACACGGAUAUACGGGAGAAAUUGUUGGUCUGGCUGGUAAAACGGCAGGGGCUGAAAAAGAAUCCAAAUGUUCUGAACAUGAAUUCGGAGCAAGCAAGGAUCAGGUUAACAUCGCCAAAAAGAACGAAAAUAUCACCGUGUCUUCCUGCUCCUCGCUUGAAAACAUGCACGCGCGACACUGCAACAUGACAGCCGAUAAACAACAAUUUAACACAGCUGAGAGUGACACAGAGAUGGCGAGAAGAGCAAAGGAGGAAGGCAUUGUCAGUGUGGUCUUCCGGGGAACUGUGACUCAGGAAGGCUGCUGCCGUUUUGUCAGCGAAAUCCUCAAAUGUAUUUUGUAUCAGAGACAACAACUGCCCAUGACCUACGACCAACUAGUCUACUCCCAGAAAAAACGGCAAGACUCAAAAGCGGAUAAAGAUGUUGUUAGUGGAAGGCAAGUGAAUUUGGCAGAUGUGAAUGAGCGCAAGUGUGAGAAGACGCUCCAGGACCUGGAGGAGGUGCUUCAUCAGCUGGAGGUCCUGUUCUCCCUGAGCACUGUUCCACGAGUGCUGCUGCUCAUGGGUGGCUCACUUGUCCUCCCCAAAGAGAUAUACGAGAUCAACCUGGAGGCGCUGGUAUUGGAAAGUGGUGAUCAAUGUCUACGGGUGUCGUCGUGUUUAAGACAACUCUUCCGCACUCUUUUUGUAGCUGACCUUUUGUCUGACAGCAGACCGGGACGUUUAAUGCCCACCACGGUCUUGGUACUGGCCCACAGGGACUGUGGGGUAGGUUGGUUCCACCCUAAACUACGAUUUAAAGUACCAACUUCUGUCAAAAAACAAACGAUUGCUCUUUGUACAGAUCCAUGCAGUUGCAGGAAUGCAAGCACAGACAUACUGGACUGGCAGGAAUAUGUGUGGUUUCAAGCACCUACGACCAUCAAAGGCUUUUGUAACUGACUACAAAUGUGGUCUAUAUGCUAAUUUUUUUAAAUGAUGGUUCAAAUGAGUUUUGAAUAUAUAUUUUACAUUUUUAUUUUUCUAUUUCAUGGCUUAAACAUACAUGCAAAUCAGUCGCCUUUCGGGGAAAUUCGCCGUUUUGAACUCAAAAUAGGCGAUUUACGUGAAUCUUAUAGAUCCGAUGAGUUUUUCCUUGGGGAGGGAGGUCGCCAUAGCUGUCGUCAUAGGCGGUCGGGACCUGCUUUGGAUAAGUCACAGCAGUUGAAGAGACCAGAAAAAAACACUUCCGCCGCUUCUGCUGUUAAGAAGUAACUACUUUUACGCGUUACAAUGAUCUAAAUGUCGCUCGCUACUUUUAUUGAUCAAUUAUUGCUUAUUUAUCAACUAUUUCGUGUGCGCGACUAUGACUUCCACUUCUGCAUUUGGCGUGGUUUGCCCCAACCUAAGAGCUAGUGACGUUUAAGUCUAUUUCACCAAUCAAACGAGACAAAGUCACAUGACCUCACACAACAUCUUCUAUUGGGCUUCCUGGGUAUCGGUAUUAACACUAGAUAAGCCAGCUCGGCUGAUCAUCGUGCCUGAAUGGCCACCAUUUUGGGAAAGUCGUCGUUACCAUGACGGCAACGGCGCGCUACUCUUGUUUACAUUUAGACGAACAAAAACAACAGCUUUCAUGUAUUGUAGUAUUUGUCUGGAACUGUCUGCCCAAACGUGGAUAUUUCAGCUCACUUAUAACUUGAGAAAACACCGUGCAGUGAAUUGAAAAUGUUUUUGUUUUUUUAUUUAUUUUUUUGGUGCAAUUUACUCAGUACUUGAGUAAUUAUUUCACUGUGUACUUUACUCUUACUCAAGUAUUUUUUGGAGGACUACUUUUUUACUUUUUUUUUUAUAAAGUAGAUGAUAAUAAA
Molecule: messenger RNA, 2083 nt
Organism: Phyllopteryx taeniolatus (common seadragon)
Lineage: Eukaryota; Metazoa; Chordata; Actinopteri; Syngnathiformes; Syngnathidae
Gene: mad2l1bp
Product: MAD2L1 binding protein
Exons: 3
Coding region: 141-1175 (344 amino acids)
Biological process (GO): regulation of exit from mitosis
Cellular component (GO): nucleus
Source: RefSeq, a predicted model, not a curated record